Messenger RNA from Drosophila elegans, 1189 nucleotides. RefSeq names its product probable GH family 25 lysozyme 3. The transcript is spliced from 4 exons. Bases 103 to 1098 code for a protein of 331 amino acids. The record is from RefSeq and is a predicted model, not a curated record. Lineage: Eukaryota; Metazoa; Arthropoda; Insecta; Diptera; Drosophilidae.
UUUCAAGUGCGCACACGAGACGCGCUCCAUUCUCGAGAUCUGUUUGAGAAACUCCUAAGGAAAUACCCAUUAGAGUACUUGGUUUUUGUGUUCCACGGCAAAAUGCUGUCAACAACAAGAUCUUUCACCGCCCACCUUGUGUUUUUAUUUUUUGGUGGCCUGCUGCUAACUCAUCACUGUGUCCAAGGUCAGGCGAGUAAAGUGUCCUCCAAGUUGGACUUCGAUGAGAGCGAUGGCGUCAACAAUCAGACCGGAUUACCCGGCCAGUCGGGACAGGGACAGGGACAGGGACAGGUGGGCGGAACUGGGAUGACUGGCAGCUACGACCCAGGAACUGGGCGAAGUUUAAGCGGACAAGGCGGAGGAGGAGGAGGAGGUUCUAGUAAUUCCGGAGGGGGAACGAGCAGCGGGGGAAAUCGACCCAAGAUCCACGGUGUUCGGGUCACCGUCGAUACGGGCGAUGGACAGCAGCAAACGAAAGAGUCCAAGGAGAGCGUGGAAAUUACGGAUUUGGGCAAGCACAAGAAGCGUGUGGGUAUCCACACGGACAUCACGUUCGAGAUAACCUCCGAUCCGGAUGGAAACGAGACCAGUUCCGCUCAGCAGCAAGGCGACAAGGAGGACGCUAGUGUUCCCAUCUACAAGGGUCGUGGUGGCAGCGACCCAAAGCACAAGAGCCGCAAACCAUACGAUCCCAAAUCCCAGUGGAAUCCGAACUUCUCCGGCGAGCAGCGUGGCUACCAGGGCACCAAUCGAGGUGGCUACCAGGGCUCCAAUCGCGGUGACUACUAUCCGCAAUAUUAUCCGGAGAGCGUCUACACCGGCGGAAGUUCCAAUGCAGGCAGCAUCUACAGGAACGGCAAUGCAGAGACUUGGACGCACUACGUCCCAGUUUGGACCACGGAGCGGGUGCCGCAGGAGCAGGGUCAGAUCUACCGACGACCCCGCUGGAAGCCCUGCUACUGCAUGUCCUCCGCGGAUUUCAGGCGCCGUCGGGACAGCAAAGCCAGAAGGGAGCCGGGGGAUCAGCAUAAGGAGGUCAUCAACAGCGGUGUCGUCCAGGUGGUGGACGGCAAACUGGAGAAACCAUUCUCCUGAGCCCCUUAUAGCACUAUAGCUUCUCCUGUUCUAGGUUUAAACUAUUUACCAUUGGUUUUUCUUUCAAUAAAUGUGUCGUUUUAGUUUUUUA